Dibothriocephalus latus is the source of this 279-nucleotide messenger RNA. Lineage: Eukaryota; Metazoa; Platyhelminthes; Cestoda; Diphyllobothriidea; Diphyllobothriidae. The record is from the annotation of a GenBank genome assembly.
CUCUAUGAGGCCAAUGCAGUCGGAGAGGUCAAGUACCUGGCUCAGGCGCCCAUGGCCUGUGACAUCUUCGGAUUAACUAACGGAUCCGUCUACGCCGAGUCCAUCGUCCUGUACCUGCUGUCCGAGGCCGAUGCCAACAACGUGACCGCUGAGAUAAUCCUAGCCCAUCUCUUCUCCGGCUACAACAUCAUUGGUGGCUUUGGGAUCCUCGGCCCGUGGACCAAAAUUAGGGGUAAGGUGGUUGGUCGGAUUCUGAUUGGUCAACCUUUUUGCCGCUAG